AUGGCCAUUCUCGAUAGGCUGCCAACUAGAGACUGGUUUAUUCGUUUUGAUGUGGUUAAUGAUGAUGCUUGUGUUAUUUGUGGUUCUGGUAUGGAAUCACGCGACCAUUUAUUUGCAGAUUGCUUUUAUGCUAGGAAUGUUUGGAAUGUUGUCCUGGGGCUAUGUGGGAUUCGUAGUAUUGCUGAUAGUUGGGACCAGCGCCUUAACUGGCUGGUUGUAAGUCUGAAGGGUAAAUCGCUUCGAACAAGAAUUUUAAAGUUGGCCUGGACUGGUUUUCUAUAUCAUGUGUGGGAAGAACGCAAUUUCAAGUUUUUUAGGAGUAUUUCGCGAUCAAGUGAGGAUACUGUAAAAAGAAUUAAGGAAGCAGUGAAAAUUAAAUUGUAUAGCCUUAGUUUACACAUUAUAGAUGAUGGUAAUAAGGAAUUGUACAUAAACUGGGAAUUGAUAUAG
Messenger RNA from Hibiscus syriacus, 450 nucleotides. RefSeq lists its product as uncharacterized. The record is from RefSeq and is a predicted model, not a curated record. The transcript has a single exon. The coding region runs from base 1 to 450 and encodes 149 amino acids. Lineage: Eukaryota; Viridiplantae; Streptophyta; Magnoliopsida; Malvales; Malvaceae.